AACUACUGUCAAAACAAAAGAGGUCAACCAUCAGCGUCAAUAAACAAGGAUUCAUUCGAUGAUCUGGUAGGGGCUUGAAUUCGUCACUGUCUAUUUUCAAAGAUGGAGACAAACUCACUUAGCUCCAACAUGGAGGGGCAGGUGGCGGCGAUACAGAAUGUUGAGUCUAGGUCACAACAAGCCCCUGAUAAGAGCACCGUCCUUGCAGUCUUACAGCUUUUGAGGAAGUACAACUUAAAGGGGACGGAAGAAAGUUUGCUGCGAGAAGCCAAUGUCAACUUGGACAUUGGCAAUCAAGGUUCCGAGUCUGAAGUCAACACGGUUUUGUCCGCUUACAAAAGUGAAGGCAAUCCAGAGUUUUACGAAGAAGCAUACACAGAUCUGAAGAAGUUUGUGGAAGGUGCAUUGGACACAUACAAGCAUGAGCUGGGAAUGGUGCUGUAUCCUGUGUUUGUGCACAUGUACCUGGAACUGGUGUAUAAUGGACAUGAAGCUGCGGCCGUCAAGUUCAUGGACAAGUUCAGCGGAGACCAGGAGGUUUACUAUCAGGAAGAUCUGCGCAAACUCGCUCAAGUCACCAAGAAAGAUCAGAUGAAGGGCAAUGAACUCGCUGAGACGUUCAAAUCCAACGAGUUCAUCAUCCGCAUGUCACGAGACACGCUGACGCUGCUGAAGCGACAUCUGCAGGAGAAGAAACACAGCGUUUUGCUAAACAUCAUCCAGGAACAUCUGUACUUCGACAUGUACGAGGGCGUGGCCAGGAACAAGCAGCAGAUAGAUGCUACCGCAGGCGGCAUGGUGGGGGAGGCGACCAGACAAGACAACAAGACCAAGAUAUACUACGGCAUGUUGAAGGAGCCGGACAUUCAGUAUGUACCAGCUGACGAGGAGGAGGAUGGUGGAGAGGGAGAGGGCGGGGACAAGCCAAAGAAGAAGAAGGCCAAGAAGGAUCCAUUGUUGUACAAGAAGGCAAAGUCCGAUCCCAACGCUCCUCCUUGCGACAGACUGCCAUUACCAGAACUGAAAGACGCAGACAAGUUGGAGAAGGUGAAGGCCAUGAGGGAAGCCAUCAAGAGAGUGACUCUAGGUCCAGACAAUCUUCCCUCCAUCUGUUGCUACACUCUACUCAACGCUGCACACACGGUGACUUGUGCUGAGAUCGCUGAGGACUCCAGCAUUCUCGCUGUUGGAUUCUCAGAUUCUAUAGUCAAAGUUUGGAGUUUGAUGCCACAGAAGUUGCGAGCGAUGAAGUCAGCUGAAGUGCUGCAGGAUAUCGAUAUUGAGGCAGAGGACGUACUGGCUAGGAUAAUGGACGACCGUAACGCAGAGACCACCAGAAGUCUGUUGGGCCACAACGGUCCUGUGUACAAAGUUUCCUUCAGUCCAGAUAGAUCCCUGCUGCUCUCUUGCUCUGAAGACUCCACAAUCAGAUUGUGGAGUCUGAUGACGUGGACGUGUCUGGUCACGUACAAGGGUCACAUGUUCCCAGUGUGGGAUGUCAAGUUCUCCCCGCACGGCCACUACUUUGCGACAGCCGGACACGACCGAACAGCCAGACUCUGGGCAACAGAUCAUCACCAGCCUUUGCGCAUCUUCGCCGGCCACUUCUCUGAUGUCGAUUGUGUCCAGUUUCACCCGAACUCCAACUACGUCGCGACCGGGUCGAGUGAUCGCACAGUGCGGCUAUGGGAUUGUGUAACGGGCAAUCACGUGCGACUCAUGACUGGACACAAGAGUCCGAUCUACGCUUUGUGUUUCUCCAUCGAAGGUAGAUUCCUGGUGUCGGCCGGUGGAGAUCUGCGUAUUCUGCUGUGGGACUUGGCUCACGGUCACUUAUUGGCCGAGCUGACGGGACACACGAGCAGCAUACACACGCUGUGCUUCAGUAGAGAUGGACAUAUCCUCACCUCAGGUUCUCUAGACUCAUCUAUUAAAGUGUGGGACUUCACCAAACUGACAGAAGAGGUUACUCUGGAGGACGUCAACAUAUCACACAACCCCGAGGUGAAGAAGAACGGUGAGAACUACUUGCUGCGCUCCUACGCUACCAAGAGCUCGCCUGUGCUGUGCCUGCACUUUUCCAGAAGAAAUGUUUUAUUAGCUGUUUGUAUGUACGAUUCGUCUUAGAUAAACUUAUUUUUUGUAAACAAA
Macrosteles quadrilineatus (aster leafhopper) is the source of this 2151-nucleotide messenger RNA. It is a transcript of the gene Taf5, whose product is annotated as transcription initiation factor TFIID subunit 5. Gene Ontology annotation, cellular component: transcription factor TFIID complex. Gene Ontology annotation, molecular function: protein binding; RNA polymerase II general transcription initiation factor activity. The record is from RefSeq and is a predicted model, not a curated record. NCBI's taxonomy places the organism in Eukaryota, Metazoa, Arthropoda, Insecta, Hemiptera, Cicadellidae. The transcript has 13 exons. Bases 103 to 2127 code for a protein of 674 amino acids. Gene Ontology annotation, biological process: transcription initiation at RNA polymerase II promoter.